AUGGCUUCGUCUUCGGAUCCAGUGACACUCCCAGCGAACGCAGCACAGCUAAGAGAACAACUCAUUGCUGCAACACAGCGAUUCUUCGAUAGCCACGGCAUCCGUGUCAAAACGAGAAAGCUCCCAGUGCAGGCCGCCACACCAGCGUCUGCACCGGGGACAAAGGCGGAGGGCGGCUCGGCGCGAAGGACCCAUGGAGGCGGCCGGUCGACGCAGACGGACGGGUCGGGCCAGUGUACCGACAGCUCGUCCUCGGCUUCGCUUCCACUGUACCAUUUCAUCACUCGUCAGAAGCUUCAUAUGGCGGAACAGCUGCUGAGGAAUAAGUCGUGUUACUUGACUCCGUACAACAAAAGAUCUGAAAAACGCCAGAAGGCAUCACCCUGGAUCAUGCAAGACAUGAGUGAAGAGGUCAAGAAACACCUUGCACAGAUGAGUUCGGAUUUUGAUGACAGAGAGUUCUCUGGCGUCUACAUCUCCCUCCACACCAGUCCGUAUUUGGUAGACUGCGAAUACGGAAAUCUCAGUCGAAGCCGCUUUGUGGGCUGGGCGCUUGUCGAGCUCCUAACCACCAACGAGCGCUGCCUCAAGGCUCUGUGGAUACAUCCAGCCCUUUCUGCUUCCAGCACGAGGCUUGUCCUCCAGGCUUUUCUUCCUCGAAUUCUUGUUGAAGCGAUCGAAUUUGCCACUCCCGGGGUCAGCCCCUUGUGUCCGUGGAGGUUUUUCUACUGCUGGCUAAACGACUUCGAUCUGCUUCCUCGAGGCACAUGGCUGCUUCUUUCUGCCCCGAAGUACCUCGCGCUUCCUGUGCACUGCGACAACUUGAAUCUCGGUGAAGAAGACGAAGAAGAUGCGAAGGAGGAGCCGCGAGGGAAAGGAAAGGGUGCUCCUGGAAAGGGAAAGGCCAGUCAGCCGGUCGGGACCCGAGCAGAAAAGGGAAAAAGAAAGGGCAAGAAAAAGGAAGAGGAGGAGACGCACAUUGGCCACCGCGAUGGCGACGAUGGAACUACCUGCCCGUGCCAGCAACCAUCUCGCUGGCGCGACGAUUUUGAUGAGAAACUGGUGGGCUGUACAGAGAGCUACAUUUAUCGGAACUUCGACCGCAUCUUCGAUAUGAUUCCAAAGGCAAUUGACUCACGGUUGCAGGAAGAUAUCAACGCACUGCCCCAAGAGAAUCCCGAGGCUCUGAAGAAGGAGCACCCGGAGACUGAUGAAGAAAUCCGCGCGGCAGAGACAUUCGGUCUUGAUGAUGAUACAGUCAUGCGGCUGUUGGAAAAAGUGUACGGACAGUGGAAGACAGGGCGAUUCAAGCGCCUCGGCCACGAGGAAGAGGAGGAAGAGUCUCGGCCCCAAGGGCGAAGGCGACUGAACGGACACAAACACGACUCUGGACAGGGGAAAGACGUGAAGCCAGAUGGAGACGAAAACUAAUGUAGAAAAUUUCCGCAUCGCGCAAGUAGAGUGUACACGACAGUGGAGUACCACAGGAUUCUUGGUGCCUUACGUUCACGCUGGGUUUCCCCACCAGAGAAACUGAGGUAAUACUAAGAUGACAGAGGAUUUGUGUUUCCUGUUUCGUCUAUUUGAGGGUUGGCGUUAAAACUGAAAGGGAGAACAAGCAACAUGUUUUGUGGGAAUGAAUGUUGUCGCGGCCAGAAACGUCCCGAAACAGGCGGGCUAGUGGUUCGACGAGUAUGUAGAUCCCUUGCCAGAAAAAACUUUAUGGUGUGCAUGCCGUGCAGGGAAAACAAACAAAACUUGACAGUUUUGUGUGGGUGUCGUUU
Molecule: messenger RNA, 1784 nt
Organism: Toxoplasma gondii ME49
Lineage: Eukaryota; Apicomplexa; Conoidasida; Eucoccidiorida; Sarcocystidae
Exons: 7
Coding region: 1-1431 (476 amino acids)
Source: RefSeq, a predicted model, not a curated record